Messenger RNA from Cinara cedri, 468 nucleotides. Lineage: Eukaryota; Metazoa; Arthropoda; Insecta; Hemiptera; Aphididae. The record is from the annotation of a GenBank genome assembly.
AUGAUGAUUUUUGCUUACGAUAAACUUGGGAUAAUUGUCACUGAUCGAGUUCCAAUUGGCAGUAGUGUAACCGGGGAUUACUACAAAACAUUCCUUGCCAAAAAAUUGCGACCAGAAAUCCGUAAAAAGCGACCAGGAAUGUUACAAAAUGGUGUGUCCAUAUUGCACGAUAAUGCGCGGCCGCAUAUCGGAGCACCAGUCGUCGCUCUUUUGGAGAAAUAUGGAUGGGAACGCCUCAAACACCCACCGUAUUCGCCGGAUUUAAGUCCCCCGGACUUUGAUUUAUUUCCAAAACUGAAGGAACCACUUAGAGGGAUCCGUUUUCCCAACUUAGAUAUACUAAAUGAAGAAGUGAGCCGAAGGAUCCGUGAACUCAACAAAGAUGGCGUCCUAUGCGGCAUUCAAGAGCUCCCGAAACGAUGGCAAUCGUGUAUAGACAAGCAGGGAGAUUAUAUCGAAGGUCUAUAA